Molecule: messenger RNA, 417 nt
Organism: Amphimedon queenslandica
Lineage: Eukaryota; Metazoa; Porifera; Demospongiae; Haplosclerida; Niphatidae
Product: 60S ribosomal protein L29-like
Exons: 4
Coding region: 101-337 (78 amino acids)
Biological process (GO): cytoplasmic translation
Cellular component (GO): ribosome; cytosolic large ribosomal subunit
Molecular function (GO): structural constituent of ribosome
Source: RefSeq, a predicted model, not a curated record
AUUGGAGCCAGCUAAAAAUUUUAUUUCAUUAUCCGUCAAAAUUUUGGUUCUUUCAGCCAUUGACCACGUGCUUUGAGUUAGUGAAGAAAGGAGGUUCAAUAUGGCCAAGUCUAAGAAUCACACCAAUAAUAAUCAAUCAUACAAGAAUCAUCGUAAUGGGAUUAAGAAGCCAAAACGACUUAAACAUCCAUCAAUGAAGGGGGUUGAUCCGAAAUUCCUGAGGAAUCUCAAAUAUGCCAAGAAAGGGAACAUGAAAGCAAUCAGAAAGAGAAAUCAAGAGAAAGCCAAGAGAGCUCUUGAGGCUUUUGCACAGAAAACAGAAAAAAUGGAGCAGUGAUUGGUUUUAUAAAACUAGAAUAAUAAUAAUAGUCAUUAUAAUGAUGUACUCCCUUUUUGAUAAUAAUAAGAAUGACAAUA